UUGCCUUGCCUUGCCUUGCCUUGCAGGUCACCUCAACGUAGUUACGUACUUCGGCAAGGUUCUGAUUCCAGGUUACUUUGAUAGAAUAUCCAAAACAAUAUUGUAAUUCGACUUGCUUUUUGCCUUUUUUUUGCCCUUUGCUUUGCUUUUCUCUUCUUUUUUCUAUCAAGUCUUAUUAUCAGAUAUUCAUUAUCGUCAAUUCGUCCGUCUAAACCACACUUGAAAUAUUUAAUCAGAUAUCUCCCAUUCAGCGCUGUUGAUGAACUACCAAAAUACCCUUAUCUACAUCUCGGCGCGGCAUGGUAACGUGACUUGCGGUGCUGAGACGAGAACGCAACGAUGGAACCCAACGUCCAGCGCCUUCUUAACGACAAGCUAUAUGACAAGAGGAAGACCGGCGCCCUUGAGCUCGAACGCUCCAUCCGAGAGCUUGUAGUUCUCAAGGACUACAAUAGGGUUAAGGAUAUCCUCGAGCAGUUGUGUAACGAAUAUGCUUAUGCUGUCCACCAACCUCAUGCGCGCAACGGAGGCUUGAUAGGUCUGGCUGCCGCCGCGAUUGCCCUCGGCCCAGAAUUACCGAGAUACCUCGAAGUGAUAGUACCGCCUGUACUGGCUUGUUUCACAGACCAAGAUGCUCGUGUUCGCUAUUAUGCUUGCGAAUCUAUGUACAACAUUGCCAAAGUCGCCAAGGGGGAGAUUUUGAAGUAUUUUAAUCAUAUAUUUGAUGCUCUAUGCAAGCUAGGCGCAGACUCCGAACUCUCUGUGAAAAAUGGCGCCGAACUUCUCGAUCGCCUUAUCAAGGACAUCGUCUCUGAGUCUGCAGCUACAUAUGUGUCCGUGCUUGAGAGUGAACAGCCCCCACCUUAUGAAGCCAAGGACUCUGGCUCAAUCACUUCACCAAAUUUAAACCUUCCAACAGCUUUCUCCCUGCCGGAUUUUAUCCCCCUCCUCAAAGAACGGAUAUGGGUUAUGAACCCGUUUACUAGAACGUUCCUUGUUGGAUGGAUUACUCUGCUUGACUCGAUUCCAGACCUCGAAUUGGUUACGUACCUACCCGAGUUCCUGGGAGGCUUGCUCAAGUUUGUCAGCGGCAACAAUGCCGAUGUUCAUGCGGCCACCCAAGCCUGUCUGGAUAAGUUCUUGAACGAGAUCAAGAGGAUUUCCCGAGUAAAGAAAGGGAUCGCCGAAAGCAGGAAAUCAAAGGGGGAGGGAAAGAGAAAACGAGAGGACUCUGUCGACAGCGGUAGUAUGCGUCAGGCGGACGAUGCUGAUGAAGCGGGAUCUGCUACUGCUAAUGAGGACGAUGAUGAAGUCAGCAGCGAGGACGACUGGAUUCCGGGGCAGGAUGUGCAGAUCAACUAUAAGGCCAUUCUUGAGAUUCUCACCGCGACGCUUGACUCUCCACUGGAGGAAGAUAGUCUCCUAGAGAGUCUGCGAUGGAUAGUCUCCUUUCUAGACAUCUGCCCCGAAGAGGUCUUACCGUUUACUCCCAAAAUAUUAGCUCAUCUCCUCCCAGCGAUGGCUAGCGGGGUCGAGUCGAUUCGGCUAGCUGCGACAAGGGUGAACACGUCGCUCAUGGAAUACGUUGUUUCUCUGGCGGAUGAAAACGAAGUCUCCCCUGGUCAAUCGACGUCACGACUCUCUGCACCUGCUACUGACCGCCCCGAGGGAGUGUCUAGUACGCGAGCCUCCUUGUCGAGCAAUCGCGAAAUCGAUCUACGUAGUCCCACGCCAGCUCAGCAUCGCCGAGCAUCAACGCCCGCCCAACAAGCCCAGCCCCAGCCGGACUUGGAUUAUGCUGCUGCCGUCAAUUCUCUUACCUUACUAUUUUUGAACGACCACGAGGCAACUCGUGUUGCUGCACUAACUUGGCUUAUUAUGUUGCAUCGAAAAGCACCUAGAAAGAUCGUUGCGUUCAAUGACGGGACAUUUCCCGCCCUCCUCAAGACACUUUCUGAUCCAGCAGAAGCUGUCGUAACCAAAGACUUGCAACUACUAUCGCAAAUAUCGAGAAACAGCGAAGACGACUAUUUUUCAAACUUCAUGGUCAGCCUCCUACAGCUUUUCUCCACUGAUAGAAAGUUAUUAGAGACUCGAGGGAACCUAAUUAUCCGCCAAUUGUGCAUGACUUUGAGUCCCGAGAGGAUAUAUCGUACUUUAGCCGAAGCGAUCGAAAAAGAAGAGGAUGUCGAGUUUGCCAGCAUUAUGGUGCAGAACCUCAACAACAAUCUCAUUACGGCGCCGGAGUUGGCUGACCUCAGGAAACGGUUAAGGAAUCUAGAAACCAAGGAAGGCCAAACCUUCUUCGUCGCCCUAUUUCGCUCUUGGUGUUAUAAUGCGGUGGCGACUUUUUCCCUAUGUCUACUCGCUCAGGCGUACGAGGCUGCAUAUAAUCUCCUACAGAUCUUUGCGGAGCUGGAGAUGACAGUUAAUAUUCUUAUUCAGAUCGACAAGCUUGUCCAGCUGAUCGAGUCCCCUGUUUUCACAUAUCUUCGACUACAGCUUCUCGAGCCCGAGAAAUACCCGUACCUCUACAAAUGUCUAUAUGGAAUUUUGAUGCUUUUGCCGCAGUCCUCUGCCUUUGCCGCACUCAAAAACAGAUUGAACAGCGUAAGCUCGAUAGGAUACUUGCAAAUCGGGCCUCGACCUCCUGCCGCUACACCUAGUAGUUCAAAUUAUGACCGCCCGAACAGGUUAGGUAAGGGCCGCGAAGACAACACGAUUAGGUGGGACCAGCUCUUGGAAAAGUUCAGGAGCGUACAGGACAAGGCGAGGCGAGCACAGAGGAUGCUGAACGGCAGGAAUCUCGACGACGGGCCAGACUUCGGCGGACUACGCAUCACGGAAAGGGAACCUCCACGGCCGGCGCCCAUCCCAGCCGUAUCGCCGAAAGACUCGAUACCACCUGCUGCCCCACCGCCGAAGCGUUCGAGUUUAGGAAAACAGUUCGGACGACUUGGCGCGUCGGUUUCUGGUAGAGGGAAACGAUCACAGCAACAAUAGAGUUGGAGUAGAUUAUGGCGUCGGAUUGUGCGAUCACUUGUUUACAUCAUUAUAGAAGGGUAUGCGAGAUAUUGAGAUGCUAACUUGUUGUACCACGAGGAAGGUGAUUUUUGUAGAAGCGCUUCGUUAGAUCAUCAUGUAUGUCUUGUAUCGAGUACUAUCAUCAUUUGUACAGCGGAGGGGGGAUACCUGAAGAGCACAUACAAAUAGUAAUGGUAAUAAUGGCGUUCAUACAUAGAUACACGUAUAUUCACGUUGCUUUAGGGACCAGU
Molecule: messenger RNA, 3275 nt
Organism: Daldinia caldariorum
Lineage: Eukaryota; Fungi; Ascomycota; Sordariomycetes; Xylariales; Hypoxylaceae
Product: vacuole morphology and inheritance protein
Exons: 9
Coding region: 340-3003 (887 amino acids)
Biological process (GO): phosphatidylinositol biosynthetic process; positive regulation of kinase activity
Cellular component (GO): fungal-type vacuole membrane; PAS complex; endosome membrane
Source: RefSeq, a predicted model, not a curated record